Conger conger (European conger) is the source of this 10244-nucleotide messenger RNA. Its product is annotated as synaptotagmin-C-like. The record is from RefSeq and is a predicted model, not a curated record. Gene Ontology annotation, cellular component: membrane. Gene Ontology annotation, molecular function: calcium ion binding; SNARE binding; phosphatidylserine binding. NCBI's taxonomy places the organism in Eukaryota, Metazoa, Chordata, Actinopteri, Anguilliformes, Congridae. The transcript is spliced from 13 exons. Bases 660 to 2396 code for a protein of 578 amino acids. Gene Ontology annotation, biological process: regulation of dopamine secretion; calcium-ion regulated exocytosis; cellular response to calcium ion.
GAACGGAGUAGGGACGGAUAAAAAAAGAGAGGGUGCGAAGCCACUGAAAAAAGAAUUACACUGAGAAGAUGAAAGAGGGAAGAGGAUAGAAGUAAAGGCUCUCCCCGUCUCUCCCGCCCGGUCUAUCCUUCGUCACUCCCCAUCUCAGGCGAAGUUUUGGAGCUGCCGAGCCACAACCCCCGCUCCCACGCCUACCAUCAUGCUUAGGAGCGAAAAGCAGGGUUGGACUGGAGAGUGAAAAAGUCCCGGAGCAGCGACGUGACCCAGAAUCGGGGCUCCACACAGCCGUGCCGCAGUCUGAUGUCGUGCUGAGAUAUUAAUCCCCUUGGAUUUUAGCUCACAGUAAAAAAAAAUAGUUAAAACUGUCAUUUCGCCCUGCCUUUCGGAAGAGAAAAUUAAACCCUGUUCGAAUGGCAAGACAAGCUCUUUCUGAAGCGUAAAAGGUGAAAUAGUUCCUGUGGUUUUAUUGGUGGAAGGAUACUCCGCUCCUCUCUGGGUGUUGUUAGGCCUGACGCUAUGAUGACCUAAUCAUGGCAAACCCCACUGAACAGUGUACACUCUUCUAAGACAGUCUCUCCUCCCUCCUCUUGGUCUGGGCCGGAAGGAGACCCUCGCUGCGAUUGGCCGGCUGAGGGCGGGAGUGCGAUGCUGAUUGGAGGAUGUCGGGGGACUGGGAUGAAGACCUGUGCAACAAGGCCCUGGUGCUGGCUGAGGAGCUGUGCUUCCGCUCGCCAGGGGGGUACAGCCAGAACGAGCGCUGCCAGGAGCUCAGCGACAUCCUGAGGGGCCGACACAGGCAGAUCGACACAGAGAUCUCCGUCAGCCUGCUCUCGGUCAUUGUGACAUUCUGCGGGAUCGUGCUGCUCUCUGUGUCCCUCUUCGUCUCCUGGAAGCUCUGCUGGUUGCCAUGGCGAGACAAGGAGGGCGGGGGCCUGAGCCUGACGUCGGGGCUCCUCCCCGGGGGGGGCGGGCUGGGGGGCGGGCCCUCACUGCUGCCCCCGCUCCUGCAGAGGAAGGAGACGCACUCGUCCUCCUCCCUCUACCCGUCCCUGGCCCAGCCCGCCCAGGCCCACCACCCCCACUUCUCCGACAUGCUGGUGGUGGAGCGGGGCGAGGGCGGGGUCGGGGGCGUGGUCGGGGGCCCUGAGAGGACCCCCAUCGGAGGGGUGGUGGGGGGCCCGCCGGAGACACAGGAGCACUCGUACCUGGACAUGGACUGCCACUCCAACACGGCCGGGGGGGGUCUGAAGCUGAGUCAGACCUCUCCAGAGUUGCCGCCAGUGACAGAGCCUGGCUCCACCUCCCAAGCUCACAGAGACCUCCCUAACGCUCCGUCACAGAUGCAGGUCUCUGCCCGGCCACGCCCCAUGACUCACCAGCUUUCCAGCCCGGAUUUCCAUGGCGAUGAGAAGACUGAACAGGUGACCAGCAUUGGCCAGAUCAAGCCAGAACUAUAUAGACUGCGUCAGGGGGAGCAGGGGGAAGGAAAACAGGGUGACACCUGUGGCAAGAUCAGCUUCCUUUUGCGCUACGCAUUCAAUACUGAGCAGCUGGUGGUUAAGAUCCUGAAAGCCCUGGACCUCCCGGCCAAAGAUGCCAACGGCUUCUCAGACCCCUAUGUGAAGAUCUACCUGCUGCCAGACCGAAAGAAGAAGUUCCAGACAAAGGUCCACAGGAAGACGUUAAAUCCCAUCUUCAACGAGACGUUCCAGUUCGGGGUUCCUCUCGCCGAGCUGCACUCGCGCAAGCUGCACUUCUCCGUGUACGACUUCGACCGCUUCUCCAGACACGACCUCAUCGGGCAGGUGGUGGUGGACAACCUGCUGGACUUCAGCGAGGGCACGGGGGAGAAGCCCGUGUGGAGGGACAUUGUGGAGGGCACCGCGGAGAAGGCAGACUUAGGAGAGCUGAACUUCUCUCUCUGCUAUCUACCCACGGCCGGACGGUUGACCGCCACUGUCAUCAAAGCCACUAAUUUGAAAGCCAUGGAUCUGACCGGUUUCUCUGACCCGUACGUGAAGGCUUCGCUGAUCUGCGAGGGCCGGAGGCUGAAGAAGAGGAAGACCUCCAUCAAGAAGAACACCCUGAACCCCACGUACAACGAGGCCCUGGUCUUCGACAUUCCCUACGAGAACAUCGACGGCGUGUCACUCAUCAUCGCCGUCAUGGACUACGACUGCAUUGGUCAUAACGAGGUCAUCGGGAUGUGCCGGGUGGGCAGUGAUGCGGAGGGACCAGGCCGGGAGCAUUGGGCGGCCAUGUUGGCCAACCCCCGCAAGCCAAUCGAGCACUGGCACCAGCUGGUGGAGGAGAAGACCAUGAACACGUACGUGUCCAAAAGUGCCACUGCCUCCUCCAAGCCUCACAUUGUGGUGGACAGCCCUCACUCCGAAUAGAGCUGGCCGGCUUUCCCUCCCUUCUGACGUGUUCUCUUCAUUAAGAAAAGAUGACGGUGUAGUUAAGGAGACUACACUUAAAUUACACUUAACCGCUACAGCUACUACUACUACUACUACUAUUACUAUUCUACUACUAUUAACAAUAACAACUUCAAAUCAUUGUGUACAAAAUAGGCACCCAGAAGAAUUCAUAAUUACAAUAUUGAUGCACAGAAUGUAGUGGCAAUAACUAGUAAAUGUGUUCAGUGUGGACAAAUCACAGAUCUUUAUCUUACACACACAUGCACACACACACACACUGUAGAACUCAGACAUGCACACACAUACAUUUAUGAAUAACUAAGAUGUUUUAAAAAAGGAAAGAAUCAUAUGUUUUGAAAAUAGUCAUUUUGGAUCUUGAGUCAGUGACGUGUGUGAUGGCCGUAUCCAGUCAUAGAGACCAGGUCCUUCGGGGAGAAAGACGCGGUUUCCCCCUCCAACAAAAAAAAAAAAGGAAUAGUCACGUUGGGUUUAUUUUUGCGCUGCACUAGACAAGUCAAAACUGAUUUCAUUUGUACAGACUUUUAAACAAACUUUUAAUAGGACCUUGGGAAACUCUGUACAUUGAGCAUUGUCUUACAGACAAAAAGGACCUGAAGGAAACUCCAUAUAUUUUUUUGGGAUAGGACAGAUAUGUGUUGGACUGUGCCGCCAUUUUGGAGAGCUAAAGCAUAAUCUUUUACUGGAUAUUCUUCUUGUGUGAGCAACAUAAAAAAUGGCCAUGUUCAAUUUUGUCAGUGAGGGAGAAAGGUAGAUGGACCGUGCGCAACCAUGAAAUGUGUCCCCCUGCCUUACACAUUUUUUAUCGCUUUUUUCUGGAAGCCCAUCGGGAUCAAUUAGUAGCUUUUAUUUUUCUAUUAUUUCAUUUUCUAAUUGUCAACUUGAAAGGAAAAAUCUUCAUACCACUUUUCUAUUUUUCAUUAUGCAGGCAAGGUGGAAAUGUGAGUGGAAGUGCUUUUGUGUUUGUGAGGAACUUCUUCAUUCUUUUUGACGCAACUGACAUAUGAAUUAUAUUCAUGAGGAACUAUGGUUGAAACAGAAGUUUUUCAAAAGGAACCAAAAUAAGGAUGCACCUGCUUGCUUUUGUAUGCAGUUCUGGGAAGUGUGUGCUUCAGGAAAGGGUUUCCUUUCACAUUUUUGCUUGUGUCAUUCUUUGCCUUUUUAAACUUUCAAUUCAGAAGAAGGGAAUCUGUAAUUCAACACGUGUCUGAGGGGGAUAUGUGUCACCAAAAGGACACGCUCAUGAUUUGUGUUGCCUUUAUUUGUGUGUGUUUCCGUGUUUGUUGGCGUGGUUGUGUAGUCUGUAUGCGUCCGUGCGUGUACCCGUGUCUCUGAUUGUCAACGUGACAACCAUGUCCCACCCCCUGCCCCCAAACCCAGUUGGUGGUCCAUAAAUUCCAAAAAGUCUUGAAAACAAAGUGUGUCCUCUGUUCCAUGUCUUAGAAGAAGCAUUUGUAUGUAGGACCCUUUAAUGUUGUGAGAAGUGGGUGGAAGGGAAUUUCCUGGCUGUGGCUCUGCUAACAGUGCCCCUGCCCAUUUCACAUAAGUGUGUAGGUUGUGUACUUAUGUUAAUAUAUGUAUAUGUGUGAGAGGAAAUUGCCUGAGCGUCAGGGGAUUAAAAGAGGAUUGGGAGUGGAAGGGGUCAACACAGAGAGAGGAAGAUAGACAGGGACGGGAAUGAACGUAACACCCAGCGAGAGGAAGAUAGACGGGGAAGAGAAUGAAUGUAACACAGCGGGAGGAGGAUAUAUGGGGAAGGGAAUAAAGGUAGCACACAGUGAGAGGAGGAUAAAUGGUGUAGGCAUUGUGAAUUAACCACUAUUAAAAAAAUGUCAGUCACCAUAACCCUCGCUAAUGUUUUCUUUAAAAACAGUACCUGCUUACCUUUCUUAAGUCAUAAUCAAUACUAUCAGUGCUACUGCUAUUGCUACUGCCAUUCCCAGUGCAAAUACUGCCAGCUAUGCCCUUACUGUCAUCACUAAUUAUUUUACUAGAGCUGCUACUGCCAUCACUACUGAUACAUCUACUGCUACCACUAUGAUCAGUACUCCUAAUACUCCUAAUACUACCCUGUCACCAGUACUAUUACUACAACAUCAUUACCAAUACUCAUAAUACACUCAGUGAGCACUUUAUUAGCUAUUUAUUGAACUUAUUUUUUUUUACUUCUGCUGCUGUAGCCUAUCCACUUAGAGUUAUGACGCGUUGUGUGUUCAGAGAUGCUCUUCUGCAUACCACUGUUGUAAUGUGUGGUUAUUUGCGUUACUGUCACCUUCCUGUCAGCUUUGUCCAGUCUGGCAAUUCUCCUCAGACCUCUCACAUUAACAGGGCAUUUCGGACCCACAGAACUGCUGCUUGCUGGAUUUUCUCACCAUUCUCUGCAAGAUCUAGAGACUGUUCCCAGAUGAUUAGCAGUUUCUGAAAUACUGAAACCACCCUGUCUGCCACCAACAAUCAUUCCACGGUCUCUUAGAAGUCUCUUAGAUCACAUCUUUUCCACAUUCUGAUGGUUGAUGUGAACAUUAACUGAAGCUCCUGACCCAUAUCUACAUGAUUGUAUGCAUUGCACUGCUGCAACACAAUUGGCUGAUUAGAUAAUCGCAUGAAUAAGUAGGUGUAAUAAAGUAAUAAAGUAACAAAUGUUCCUAAUAAAGUGCUCUGUGAGUGUAUAUACUAAUAUACAACGUCAUUCCGAAUACUGGUACUGCAUCAAAAUGGCAUUACUAGGACUGUAACUUCAGCUAACAUCAUUAAUAUUAAUGUGACUAGAUCUAACAUCAGUGCUAACACUGUUACAACUAACAUUAGAAGUACAGAGACUACAUCUAAUAUUAGCUUGCUUUUCAUGCUGCUACAGCUAAUAUCAUUGGGAUUACUGUUACUACAGUGCUGGGUGUCUGCCAUGGAAGUGGCAUUGCCAUUUUUUGUCAGUUCUGCGACUUUCCCCAUUUCUGCCAUUGCCGUGAUUUCACUGUGCUUUCUGUGAUUUUUAAGCAGUUUUGGCUAGUGCUGUAACUGUUAACAUUAAUGUAGCCAACAGUGAUUUGCAUAUGGUGAAGCAUAUUAGCCAUAUUGCGAAAUGCUCAGAGAAACAACAUGCAGAAAUGUACACACCCUGGUGUAAAAUCCAUUGAAGUUACCAGCUACCAGCUGUUUCGAAACACAGCUUGAGUUGGUCAAGCAAUGUUGAGUAUAGAGCUGGUGUGAACUGGUCAACCAGCUACCAGCUGUUUCAAAACCUUGCUUGAGCUGUUUUUUUCAGCUGGGAAGAUUCUGGAAUGCACUGGCAUCAAGAUUACUGUCUUUAUCAGUCUUUGCAAUCAGAUGUUUGACGGCCUGUCAACAGUAUCAACGUUAUAGUAAUGUAAGUGACAACAGGCAGUCCAUCAAAGACUCAAACCUAACAAAUGUACAACAUUUUGCAACACAAUUUGAGAGUGCUCUGUGUCUGAUAAUGUUCUGCUAAAGGCAGUGUACAAGACUAUCAUAGCUGCAACUGCCUGCUGAUCUUCUGGAAACUUCAACCACUUUUUACUGUUGCUACAGUUGCACCUAGUAUUUAAUUAUUUCCCUUUGCUGUGCAUGAGAUCUGUUAAUUAGUCAAAUUUAAUGGGUUUUUUUUAACACUGUGAUUUCUGCUGGUUUUUCAGUUUUCUGAUUUUCAACAACUUUGCUUGGCUGCCUCCAUGACAAACACCCAUCUUCAAUCAUUAUUAAUACUGUUGCUACCACAAACAUCAUUAGUAGACUAUUACUAGUACUGCUACAUGUGUCAGCACUACUACUGAUGCUACUACACCUAACAUUAUUGCUAAUGCUGAAACCACAUGUAAUAUUAUUACUAAUUAAGCUACAUCUAACGUCAUUACAAAUAAAGCUACUACACCUAACAUUAUUGCAAAUGUUUAAACUACAUCGACUACAUCUAGCUUCAUUGCUCAUGCUGAAACUACAUCUAGCAUCAUUAAUAAUAAAGCUAUCACAUCUAACAUUACUAAUAAAGCUACUACUUCUAGUGCCAUUGCUAAUGUUUAAACUACAUCUGACAUUACUAACAAAGCGACCACAUCUAGUGGCAUUGCUAAUGCUGGAACCAUAGGCCGUAGAAAAAUAUGGACCAUACCUGUUACAUCACCCACUGACCCACAGGCUUGUGAAAAACGUGUUGAACCUCGGGAAGUCAAGUGUACCGGCACUGCCAUGUUGUACAAUCUGGAGCCAUUAACUUUACAUUGACAAUGGGUCUGAGUGACCAACACUGGAGCCAACUGCAGUCAGUUUCAUUUGAUUUUACUCAAAGAUGUAUUUGCUUUAAUUGUCUGUAUGUCAUAAUGUCAAGAGAAAAUGUUCAUAGUAAAAAUAUAGUUUUUAAAGGUUUAUACAUAAGAUGACAAAAUGUAGCCCCAGAGUUUUGUUAGCCCAGUGUCGGUAGGCUCACAGCCUCGCGUUACUACUACCAUCUUGCGUCUAAACUUUGAAGCUGUUUUGCUCAAAAACACAAUUUGGUGGUACUAAAAAGACAGGGGCACAACUCCCUUGAUAUCUGGAGUAGGGAGAUUACUUUGUAGAGAGAUUACAUUAGAAAGCUUAUAUACUCAUCUUUCGAGUAGUUUCUAAAAUGCAAAAUAUGUUUUUGGGUCAAUGUGACUGAUUUUGAAAGAACAGGUCACCAAUAACUUGGUUAUUAAAGAAAAUCAGCACAUUGGGAGGCAUUAGAUGAAGAAAAAACUGUGAUUGCAACUACAUUGUUCCCACAUUACUUGUGGGAAUAAAAUGGUUGGCAUUUAUAUAAUGCAUAAAUUAUUGCAUUGCAUUUUGACCGCAAUUGUGCCAUUGACUUAACAUUAAAAUCCGGUCUGAUUGACCUACACUGGAGCCAACCGCACUGAAGCUAGUGAGUAGUCCCUCAGCGCUUCCAGCAUGACCAGGAAAUUAGCUUGAAAAAAUAAGCUUGACUGAACUACAUCUAACAUCACUAAUGACUACAUUAAUUGGUCACUGAAACUACAACAAACAUUACUAAUAAAGUUAGUACGUCUAGUGUCAUUUCGAAUGCUGAAACUACAUCUAACAUCGCUAAUGGAGUUACUACAUCUAGUGUCGUUGCUAAUGCUGAAACUACAACAAACAUUACUAAUAAAGUUAGUACGUCUAGUGUCAUUUUGAAUGCUGAAACUACAUCUAGCAUUACCAGUGAAGUUACUACAUCUAGUGUCAUUGCUAAUGCUGAAAAUACAACAAACAUUACUAAUAAAGUUAGUACGUCUAGUGUCAUUUCGAAUGCUGAAACUACAUCUAACAUCGCUAAUGGAGUUACUACAUCUAGUGUCAUUUCGAAUGCUGAAACUACAUCUAGCAUUACCAGUGAAGCUACUACAUCUACACUCAGUGAGCACUUUAUUUGGUAUUUAUUAUACUUCUUUUUGAGUCUUCUGCUUAGAGGUUUGAUGCCUUGUGUGUUCAGAUAUGCUCUUCUGCAUACCAUUGUUGUAAUGUGUGGUUAUUUGUGUUACUGUCACCUUCCUGUCAGCUUUGACCAGUCUGGUCAGUCUUCUCCUCUCUCAUUAACAGGGCAUUUUAGCCCACAGAACUGCUGCUUGUUGGAUUUUCGCACCAUUCUCUGCAAGAUCUAGAGACUGUUCCCAGCUGAUUAGCAGUUUCUGAGAUACUGAAACCACCCUGUCUGGCAGCAACAAUCAUUCCACGGUCAGUGUCACUUAGAUCACAUUUUUUCCCCAUUCUGACGGUUGAUGUGGACAUUAACUGAAGCUCCUGACUCGUAUCUGCAUAUUAUGCACUACUGCCUCACAAUUGGCUCAUUAGAUAUUAAGUAAGUGUGCAUGUGUUUCUAAUAAAGUGCUCAGUGAGUUUAGCGUCAUUGCUAAUACUGCAACUACAUAUAACAUUACUAAUAAAGCUACUACAGCUAGCAUCCUUGCUGAUGCUGAAACUACAUCUAUCAUUAUUAAUACUACAUCUAGAAUCAUUGCUAAUGCUGAAACUAUGUCUAACAUUACUAAUAAAGCUACUGUGGCUAGCGUCAUUGCUAAUGCUGAAACUACAUCUAACAUUACUAAUACUACAUCUAGCAUCAUUGCUAAUGCUGAAACUAUAUCUAACAUUACUAAUGAAGCUAGUGCAGCUAGCAUCAUUGCUAAUGCUGAAUCUACAUCUAACAUCACUAAUGAAGCUAGUGCAGCUAGCAUCAUUGCUAAUGCUGAAUCUACAUCUACCAUCACUAAUGAAGCUAGUGCCAGUGCUGCUACUGCUGCAGCUGUCUGUACUCCUGUCAUUGUGCUUCCUGCAGUUCAAAUCUAAUAUGUUUCUGCUGCGAGUGCACAAUGUAUUUUUACGAAGGCCACCAACAUCAAGGAUUACCUUCCAAAAUACCCUUCAUGUGACUCUCCAUGUGAUCUGUGACGCUUCCCAUGUAACCAUGAAUAGCAUCGCCCGAAGUGCUUCUGCAACAUGACAGCUGCUACUAAAUAAAAGCAUUCAUAUGAACCUUUUACCAUCACAGCUAUCAGUACUGCAGGAGCACAUGCUACUACUGCUACACAGCUACAUUCAGUUUGUGGCUGACUUGCUGUACAGUGAUAGUAUUAAUGUAAUGAAUCUGACCAACAGUGGACAGUUUGUUGAGUAGUCUUCGAGGCCUGAUUGGCCAGUUUUUGUCUCACUAUCCAAUCAGCUUCUACAAGUCUUCGAACCAGUGCUGUGACCUCACACUCCCAGAACGUCUCUGGAAUGGGCUCACAGAAAGAUGAGAGAAGCACUGUAUGAACUGAUUCAGCUGUGCGUGGUUGAAGCGUGUCCUCUUAAAUGCUGGCUGGCUGACACAGAACACAUAAUGACCCAGCUCUGAACAGAGUGUUUUCUCCAAACAGCAUGCCAUGCCAUUAAACACCUGCCAUGUUCUGUGUGCCACUUUUCCAUUGUUGCCACAAACACACAGUGUACCAUACCUCCUGCCUCUAACCUAUCAUUGCAGGUCUUAAAAUGGUAGAAGCAUCUGCCAAACAUAUCUUAAUUUCUUUAAGCUGCUACUCCGAUUUUAACAUUACUUUGACAGUUUAGUUUGUGGUUGACAGUCUUACAGUUCUGGAAGUUCUGUGAGCGCUUAUUAGUGAAGGGUACCUUAUUUUUCUCAGCUGUAACUCCUAUCUUUCAGGGAAUUCAUGAAUUAUGUCAGGAAAGUAGAUGUUUUUUUCUUUCCACUGGUAUGCCACAGUUUACAGAACCAUAUUUUUCUUAUACUGUAGGCCUAUACAGAAGUUACCUACGGUAUGUGCAAACUAUAAUGUUAAAUUCAUAGUAUACAUGCACAUAUACAUACAUGUCUUUUAAUUUGUCUUUAUUUUGACACUAGUGUGAGUACCAUAGUCACAGCAUCUCUCUCUCCCUCCCUCCCUCUCUCUCUCUCUCUCUCUCUCUCUCUCUCUCCUCUUUCUGAGACUCCUGUAUUAGCCCAUUUUGAACGGCGGUGGUAAUAUGUUUGCAUGCGUAUAACAUGACUGGUGUGCUUGGUACAAAGAAAUGAGCAGAACCAAUAUGAAAAUGAGUCAAUUGUGUAAUUCUUGAUUGUCGUAAGGGUGACGUUGUCAAAGCUGUAUAUUUUUCUUAAAAUACAGUUUGAGUUUGUUGUGAUUCAUUUCUUCUUUUAUAUUUAUUUCUGUAUUUAUUUAGCUUUUGAAUGACGUUUUAUGAGGCUGUGACAGUCGAUUACAGGACUGCCAUUUUGACAGGUACAGUGAUGACAACAGUAGCGGCGCUCGUAAGGUUUGAAUAAAGGAAAUGUAACUGAAA